Molecule: messenger RNA, 561 nt
Organism: Pochonia chlamydosporia 170
Lineage: Eukaryota; Fungi; Ascomycota; Sordariomycetes; Hypocreales; Clavicipitaceae
Exons: 1
Coding region: 1-561 (186 amino acids)
Source: RefSeq, a predicted model, not a curated record
AUGGACCUUACAGAUGACCAGUUGAGAUGUUGUACUUUCGUCAGAAUCGCCACCCGUUUGGCUCCGCACAGGGGCUCUGCUGCUCCACUUGGCGAGGGAUUCCACACUGCCCACGUGUUGUUGUUUCUCCCCAUUACGGAGAGGCAGAAUGCGUCCCUCGUGAAGUUGCUUCUGGAUAUGCCCAAGAACUCAUACGAAUCACCCGGCAGAUGGGUUGCUGUGGAGGGCUACAUGAUUGGCAUUCUCAAUAAGGACUGCCUCGCCCAACCGCCUAAGGACUUCGAUACGACCGUCGACAUUCCUGUGGUCGUGGCCAGAGACAUCAAAUGGCUCACGAGCAACCUUCUCGACAACAGAGAACCCGGGGCUCCAACUGUCGCACCCCCCACUCCCCCUCUCGAAGAACGCAGGAGGAGAAGAAACAAAUCUGCCACUCUGCCUCUCUCAUCUAACGCAUCCCCAACAGCAUUGGCUACUUCCGCCGGCCAGACUUCUCCACAAAAAAUGGGUAAGCUCCCUCAUGCUUCCCCAAGGACGUCUCUCGUCUCAACUUCAAUCUAG